This is a messenger RNA of Oreochromis aureus, 2716 nucleotides long. RefSeq names its product FIC domain protein adenylyltransferase (gene ficd). The transcript has 2 exons. The record is from RefSeq and is a predicted model, not a curated record. Lineage: Eukaryota; Metazoa; Chordata; Actinopteri; Cichliformes; Cichlidae. Bases 422 to 1774 code for a protein of 450 amino acids. Gene Ontology annotation, molecular function: protein binding.
UUUCCAUGACACAGCCAAUCAGGGACGGUUACGAACCGUGAGUUGUAUUGCUGCAUUUUCACCCAAUAGGCUCUGCCCUUCAAUACACUUCUGACCAAUGAUAUUCGAGGAUGUUCAAACGUUGAGCUUAAGGAAGUUGGUGAUGUGUGUAUUAUGUAUACAGCUGUUCCGACUCUGGCCAAAAAGUCAGCCGCCGUUUGGUCGUUAAGUGAGCUUAAGGUUUAGAGCCUCCGUUUGUAGCUAAAGGUAGCUUGCUUUCUAACUUCUGGGCGUUAAAAGUUGUCUCGUUUAGUUGAUCUCUCGCGGCAGCUGCCAUGCUGCUCGUUUUCCUCCUGUUCGCCACCUUUCGGGUCUCCAGGCUGGAGUGAAAAUAGAUGGGGGCCAUUACACCAGAAGAUGGAGGAUUUAACCAGGGGUCCUCAUGGCUGCUGUGAAGGUGUGGAGUUACUACAGCGCCCGUGUCCUAGGAGGAUGGGGCCCGCUGCUUUGCAUCGCCCUCGGCUCACUGGUGGCGCUCCUGAUGCCCAUGGUUGGGGUGGAGGAUCAGUGCUGUGCCUCCCUGAGAGGCAUCGCUCAGCUCCGCUGCCAGCUGUGGGGAAGUCCACAGCAGCAUCCAGCUGUGCAGUCCACCAGCCUCACCGUCCCCUUCACUGCUCUUGAUGUGCUGCCUCAGAAGCCCAAGCCGACCAAAGAGAUGGAGCUGGAGGCCAAAGCUGCACUGCAGUUGGCUCAGGAGAUGAAGAAACUUGGGAAGAGGGAGAAGGCUCACAAGCUGCUGGUGCAUGCACUUAGCAUGAACCCAGACUUUGUGGAUGCCCUGACGGAGCUGGGGACCAUUUUAGAGGAGGAGAAGGAUGUCGUCCAGGCAGAUCACCUCUACACCAAGGCCCUGGCCAUCUCACCGUGCAACGAGAGAGCUCUGGUUAGCCGAGACCGGACCCUUCCCCUGGUGGAAGAGAUCGAUCAGCGUUACUUCAGCAUCAUCGACAGUAAAGUGCGCCAGCUUAUGUCCAUUCCUAAAGGGAACUCUGCAUUCCGCCGAGUGAUGGAGGAGACCUACUACCACCACAUCUACCACACCGUGGCCAUUGAAGGCAGCACGCUCACGCUGUCAGAGAUUCGUCACAUCAUUGAGACGCGUUACGCCGUCCCCGGAAAGAGCCUGCAGGAGCAGAACGAGGCGAUCGGGGUGGAUGCGGCCAUGAAGUACAUCAACACGACGCUGUUGUCCAGAUCAGGAGCCAUCACCGUCAACGACAUCCUGGAGAUCCACCGGCGGGUGCUCGGCUACGUAGACCCCGUGGAGGGAGGGAGGCUGCGCACCAACCAGGUGUUUGUGGGCCACCACAUCCCUCCUCACCCUCGGGACCUGCAGCGACACAUGCAGGAGCUCGUUCAGUGGCUCAACUCCGACGAGGCGCUGCAGCUUCACCCCGUGGAAUACGCUGCACUCGCCCACUAUAAACUGGUGUACAUACACCCAUUUGUUGACGGCAACGGACGCACGUCACGGCUGCUCAUGAACCUCGUGCUCAUGCAAGCGAGAUACCCACCAAUUACUAUCCGCAAGGAACAACGGGCUGAAUACUACGCUGCUCUGGACACAGCCAAUGAGGGUGAUGUGCGGCCCUUCAUCCGCUUUAUUGCCAAAUGUACAGAAAUAACGUUGGACACGUUGUUGAUUUCUACAACGGAGCACGCCGUAGGGCUGCCGGGAGCAGGCCAGGACCAGACCUGUUUCGACUGCAAGCAGACCAUCCCAUUCCACAACUGAGCAUAGGGUAGGGAGAAAGGAGCGUGGCAACACUGGUAUGCAAACAUAGAUGUCAGUUCAUUUCAAAGCUCCAUCAUAAAAUGUGAAUUCCUUUGUCCACAUCGUACCCAUCAUUCCCUCCUCAGUUUGGAUUCUGUGCCCGCUGAAUUCAUCAGCCUGCUUCAGGAAGAUGAACUAAAAUUUGCUUUUUGUUGUGUCAGGUUUGCUUUCCCACACCUAAUUUUCCUACGCAAUGAAAAGUCGUGUUGUGGGAGAGUUUAGGUGUUUUAAUUCUCCAUCAUAUUACGAGGAGGAAACUAAACAAGAUUUCUGUCUGACUUGAAUCUUCGGUUUCAACUGCGGGUGUGCACGGUGAACAUUUAGUUCUUUGACAUAAAGAUGACGUCUCCAGACACUGUAAUGCACUUUCCUGUAUUUUCUUAUUUAUUUUAAAAUAAAAGUUGUCUAUAAUGAGCAAAGUCGGGCAUCAUUUGUAUGACUUUAUUAAAACAAGUUUCAGACCAGAAAAGAAGGGAGGGAAAAGAAAUAUGACGUGAUUUCAUUUGUUCUAUAGGGACCCCCCCCCCUUCAAAAAAACACAAGGGGUAAAAAUAAAAGGAUAAAAGUCAAAAAGCACAAAAUAAAUACUGAGAUUAAACAAACAAAAAUAGCCUUUUAUUAUUUACCUCUAUUCCAAAUGUAAAACACUGACUAUAGAAAUUAUACAAACAGCAAUGCACAUAACAGAAUACAACCUUUUUAGUAUAGACAUAAAACAGAAGGUGACUUCUACAACUUCAACAUCUUUAACUUUUUUUUCUCCUUUUUCUUUUUUAAUUAGGCCACUGCGGUGAGAGCAAUACAUACAGCUUGUAUCCCAUCUGUUUUGAUAACUUAAGAUUUAUCACAAACUAUGCUGACCUUUUUUUUUUUUUUUUAAACAUGUUUACCGAGUAUCCUGUA